CCCUUUGUGCCGCACAUCCCCUUUGAUUUCUAUGUCUGCGAAAUGGCUUUUCCCCGCGUAAAACCUGCCGCCGACGAGACCGCGUUCAGCGAAGCCUUGCUGAAAAGGAACCAGGAUCUCGCUCCCACCGCUGCUGAACAGGCUUCCAUCCUUUCCCUGGUGACUAAAAUCAACAACGUGAUCGACAAUUUAAUCGUCGCGCCAGGAACGUUUGAAGUGCAAAUCGAGGAGGUUCGCCAGGUGGGUUCCUACAAGAAGGGCACCAUGACGACGGGGCACAACGUGGCCGACCUGGUGGUGAUUCUGAAAAUCUUACCCACCCUGGAAGCCGUGGCGGCCUUGGGGAACAAAGUCGUGGAAAGUCUGAGAGCGCAGGACCCCAGCGAAGUGGACAUCAAAGUGCUGCAGAGCGCCCUGGCUGCCAUCAGACACGCUCGCUGGUUCGAGGAGAACGCUUCCCAGUCCACGGGGAAGGUGUUAAUCCGGCUGCUGAAGGACCUGAGGAUUCGGUUCCCCGGCUUUGAGCCCCUCACGCCCUGGAUUCUGGACCUGCUGGGGCACUACGCCGUGAUGAACAACCCCACGAGGCAGCCCCUGGCUCUCAACAUCGCCUACAGGCGCUGCCUGCAGAUCCUGGCCGCGGGGCUUUUCCUCCCUGGCUCAGUCGGGAUCACCGAUCCCUGCGAGAGCGGGAACUUCCGCGUGCACACCGUGAUGACGCUGGAGCAGCAGGACAUGGUGUGUUACACCGCGCAGACGCUCGUCCGGAUCCUCUCCCACGGAGGCUACAGGAAAAUCCUAGAGGGCGACGCCAGCUACCUCGCUUCCGAGAUGUCCACUUGGGAUGGAGUGAUCGUGACGCCUUCCGAGAAGGCUUAUGAGAAG
This is a messenger RNA of Apaloderma vittatum (bar-tailed trogon), 885 nucleotides long. It is a transcript of the gene ILF2, whose product is annotated as interleukin enhancer binding factor 2. The record is from RefSeq and is a predicted model, not a curated record. NCBI's taxonomy places the organism in Eukaryota, Metazoa, Chordata, Aves, Trogoniformes, Trogonidae.